AGGCGUGCGUUCGAGACGGUGAUUCGGUCGGCCGCAGUGAUAGUAUCGUGUGUUUUAAUUAUUAUUGAUGCCAAACUACCACGAUGGUAGAUCACAACGAGAAGAUAUUGCAGGAGUUGUUAAAGAAACCAGGGAACCAUGUGUGCGCGGACUGCGGAGCUGAGGGUCCUGAUUGGGCCUCCUACAACCUCGGUAUUUUCAUAUGUAUGCGAUGUGCAAGCAUACAUCGGGGCAUGGGCGCGCAUAUAAGCAAAGUGAAGCAUUUAGAACUGGAUCGAUGGGAAGACUCGCAAGUGCAGAGGAUGAAAGAAGUUGGCAAUGCUGCUGCCAAGAACAAGUACGAAGAGAGAGUUCCACCGUGCUACAGACGACCCACCAAGAAUGAUCCACAAGUGCUCAUAGAACAAUGGAUUCGCGCAAAAUAUGAACGUGAAGAAUUCUGCCACCCAGAACGGCAGAGCUAUCUCUCAGGAUCUAUGGAAGGUUUCCUGAUGAAGAGGGGCAAAGAGGACAGUCGGUAUCAGCUGAGGAAAUUUAUUCUCAAUGAAAAUGAAGAUACCUUAAAGUAUCAGCAUCCUUCGGAUGGUUGUAGCGGUCGCGACGCUUGUCUCGGUCGAAUUUUCGAUCGGCUUCGACUCAAAAACAUUGGUCGUUUGAGGUAUCACGUGAAGGAAAACAAGGAGCCCAAGGGUAUUUUAAAAUUGUCUGAACUCAAUGUUUCGUUUGCACCAUCCAAGAUCGGUCACAUGAACUCCAUGCAGCUAACCUUCAUGAAGGAUGGUUCCACCAGACACAUAUACGUCUACCACGAUGAUCCCGAAGUCAUUAAUUGCUGGUAUACUGCUAUUCGCUGCGCAAAACUGCACCUACUUCAAGUGGCGUUUCCAUCUACACCGCAGUCUGAUCUGAUUCUCCGAUUGCCGAAGGACUUUGCUCGUGAAGGUUGGCUCUGGAAGACUGGUCCAAGAGCUUCGGAUGUUCACAGACGGCGGUGGUUCACUCUCGAUAACAGGAAACUCAUGUACCACGAUGAACCGCUCGAUGCGUAUCCAAAAGGCGAGAUAUUUAUAGGCCACGAAUCAACUGGUUACUACAUCAGAGUAACGAACACUGGUAACGGGUGUAAAGACGCGAGGUUUCCAUUCCACCUCGUGACGCCGGAGAGGACGUAUUGCCUCGCAGCCUCCACACACGAAGACCGCGCCGGGUGGCUCGCUGUCAUACAACAAACACUAAAAAGAUCCCUAACACCACAGGAUUCAACAACUGAAGCCACUCUUCUUCGCAAAAGAACGACGUCAAAUUCCGUCAGUAUAUUCUCGGGAAGGUAGUUAUGCUAGCAAAAGCCAUUAAUUAGAUUUAAAUUAAUAGUAUACACGCUUAACUUUAUUUAGCAUUAAGAAAUUCGAGUGAUUUUUAUUUAAUAAAAUGUUUUCGUUGUAAAUAACAAAAUGGUAUGUAUACCGAGGAUAGUUUAAGCAGAAUCGUGUUGUAAAUAAUUUAUUUUAAUGAUAAUUAUAAUAAUAAUUUAUAUCAGAACUAUGAAGGACUGACGCGUAUAUGUUAACUGUAAUGUAGAUUUAAUAGUAUUUUAUGUUUUACAAAACACAAUCCAUAUUUCUGUAUCUAACAUAAUGCUCUGAGCAAAUGAAGAAACUCUACUGAAAUUUUAAAUUGUUUAAGUAAGUCAUUAUGAAUUUGUAUUCUAUUCAAUUCUUGUUAAAUUUUUUAGAUUGACUGCUGAAGCUUAUUGUUUUUUUUUUAUAAGUUCUCAAUGGUUUUUAUCUUAGAUCAUCUACACGUCUAGAUAGACUGUAACAGCUGUUAAAAUGACGAAAAAUAUUGAAGUUGACAGUUAACCUCCAUUUUGAGCAAUGCGCGCACACAAGCACAAAGUGACAUACAAGUCGCGAGUGUAAAAUGUAAUAAACCUAGCCUGCUUUCAUCGGUUAUCUAGUAGAAAGAGACUCCCAAGACGUAUAAAUUAUAUAAGAUUUUAAUAAUUAUGUAAAAAUGCACUCAUUAGUACUUUUAUUAAUAAUUUUCAUUUGUUUGGUGCUUGUAGUAAUGUAGUGACCAAUAAUAAGCCUAAUUCUAUAUAGGGUUAUGUUCAAAUCUAGUGAAUUACUUUUAUGAACACAUCACGUGAGUGUGUCUCUUGAAGAAAAUUUUGAAAAUAUAGUCCAAACUAAAUUUAAUAAUUCGAACUAUAGUGUGAAAGCCAUAUUGUGUUAAGGUUUGAAGAGCACUGUUGCUAAUUAAAUUAUUGGGCUAGGAGAUAAUGACAUUAAACAAACAUUGUUACAUUUUUUAAAACUUCAAACAAAAAUUUAGCUCUAUGAAGGAGAUGAUAUGAAAAUAGGGUUGGGGGAAAGAGUGUCUUCGGAUUUUAUAGUAAAACUCAAUAUUGUUUCCAAAAUUUAAUUGCAUUUAAUAACAGUAUAUAUUAUGUGCCAUUUUCUUUGAUGACUUUUUGCCAAAUGAUCCGUUGCUGUAGAAGUUUUGGGACUUCUGAUAAAAAAAGGCGUCAGUUGUUUUGGCAGUCCUCACUUAAAGUUAAACUUACCGUGCCUUAAGAAUUCUGAGGACAACCAGGUGGAUAUAUGAAGGUGUAACUCUUAAUUUUUGCUGUUAAAUAUUUGUAUGGUUAUGAUCGUGAUAAAAUACAACGCCCUUUCUAAUAAACUACUCUAGCCGUUUUCUCUUACCUUCUUGCUUUAAUCUCAUCAGUUGUUGGCAGUAGGAAUCUAAAUCAUUGGUUCUGCCCGGCGGUAAAAGCUCAUAAUGAACUAUGCCCUUCCAAUCGCACCCUACACAAAGCAUGGCCUUAUUGCGAGUUAACCCGAAAGUUAUCACAGUCUGUGUACACCUGAAUACCAACUACUACUAGACCAGUUAACAAUCUCGUCAAAAACGGUUAGGUUUCAUAACGUCUCAAUAUAGAAUGACAACUACCCAACCAGAUAUCGAGCUUUUUGUGUACCUUUUUUCAAAUAGGCAGAAUCUGUUUUGUGGUCAAUUUUCAGUCCUUUAACUCCGGUGCUCGGGUUUUUAAAAAGGGUGUCCAUUUUAUCCGUAAAAUUUCGAAAGCUUUAUUCAUUUACAAUAUUUUACUAAUGUGUUUUUUUAAUAUUACCUUUUUUAAUCAUAAAAACUAGAGAGAUACAAAUAGUACCUACAGUCAAACAGAUUUUUUCACAAGUUUAUACAUACCAUAUGCGAAAUAAAAUUUCCUUCACUUAUUAUAUCUACGCAAAUUCGCACAAUACCGAGAAAUAUGCCUAAAAAUCAUGCUAUCGAAACAUAUUUUUAAAAUACUGAGAACCGUAGACAUUUAGAUUUUUAUCAUAUAAUUUUGGCAUUAAUUCUAUCGUUUCACUCAAAUAUAUUUUUUGGGAAUUUAUUAUGAAGGACUUAUAUAUUAUAAAAUAGUCGGUCGUACUCAUGUUAUUGUUUCUUCCUAAUUAAAUGUUAUAUCGUGUACCAAAACAUAUAAAAGAAUAAUGUAUCUAUUUAAUAAACCUCUGUACACAAACAGUAUUGUAAAACAGGAAUGUUAUUUUUAUGCUGCGACAAUUUAUUCUUGGUUAAUUUUAUCGGGUAUUUGAUGGAAUGGUAAAUUUAAAGUUACACAAGGAGAGUUUUACGCAUGCGAUUUGUAAUUUUGGCAUAAUAAUGUUACAACAGAAAAUAAUCUCGUGUAGAGUUCGCGUAGGGGAUAUUUGCUAAAGAUUUCUGGGCGCUCGCGAACCACAAAUUCGUCUAGUGUAAAUGACGGUUAAGAUUGUAUCUAUAUUUUAUAUUUAUUUAUGGUGCAGCGAGAGUUCAGAAAGUUUUAAGUCGACAGAGUUUAUUUUUACCUCUGAAAAUCACAGAAUAGACAGGUAUUGGUCACGUAUCUAGUUGGUUUGUCGUAAAGUUGGUAGAGUGCUGUUAUUUUGAAAAAUGUAAAUUAACUUCAUUUAUUUAAAUCGGCUUUACUCACCGUGUAUCGGUACCGACUAGUUUCAGAUCAUUUGAAGGUUCUUCAACUCACUCUUGAGUUAAGUUAGUUUGCGGUCGCGUCCUGUUUAGCACAUUGGAUCAUAAUUGAAAGACAGAUUGCCAAAAUGUCUGCGUCUUACACAGAAAAACUUGCGCUUUACUUUGCGUCAGUGGUGAUGACACACACGGUACGAAAAUUCAAACUUUUAUGUUAGUAGAAGAACAACCGAGUUGUCUGAAAUUAGUCGGUACCAACACCGAUGAAACGUGAGUUAAGCCGAUUUAAAUAAAUAAUGUUAAUAAUGUCUUACAAAAGCAUGAACUUGACGAGUAUUGCUAUAUGGAAAAACUUUUGAUUAUUAUUAGCUACUACAGUAUAAACUUGCUCUCUUUGGUGGAAACAUACAUUUUACAUACAGGGAAUAAUUAUGAUUCAUCAAAUAUAAUUUAUAUUAUCAAAAGCAGCAGUGUAAAUAUUAAAUCUCAAUCUUAGGCGUGUAAAUAAAGUUACAAUAAUAUACAUUUUUAUGUUAAAAACAUUAUUUUUAAGAUCUUUUUGUCUUAUAACCUUAUAUUUAUCUUAAUAUUUAAUCCGUCUUAGCUUUUACGACCUAUAUCAAUGUAGUUAACCAUGUUUAUUGUUCCAGCUGCAGAUUUUACGUGUAAUUAAGCAAUAAUUCAAAAAAAUAUGUUUAAUAAUAUGUAUCUUAGGUUUUAGAAAAAUGAACAUUUCAAAUCGGAUUCAAGUUAUACUAUCUCGUAUCUUUAACUUAGGUAAUUCUAAACUUGACGGAAUACUAGAUUGUGCUAUGCUCGACAUCAAAUAAUUUAAUUAAUAAAUAAAAUAAAUUAAUUUAAAAGGCCUAAAUAUUAAUUAAAUUCAACUGCUUUUAGAGCUAUAAAGUAUGCUUUGACAUUUUCGAUACAACCCCCAAGCGUUAGAAAAGCGACGAGACCUUGUUAUAUAAACGUUAGCGUGAGGUCAACAGCUGGCAGUCGUUAGUUUUAAGGCGGUCCUUCUGAUUGGUGAUAUUUGAAGUGACGUCACAAGAUGGCGGCCUGUCCCCAUCUCGACGCUCGAGGGCAAUAAUUCAACGCACUUAAGAUUAUUUUUUAAGAAUGUGUAGGAACCAAAGAAUUUUAUCAAUACCCUAUACAAUAGCAUCAUCAUUAGAGUUGUUAAACUUGAUUGAGUAAAACUGGCAGUAACAAUAAUAUAAUUAGAUGAAGAAUAUGAGACAAAUAACGUAAUUCAUGCCGCGACCAUGACGCUUGCAACUGCGUCAAAGUAAUGGAAAACAAAAAACUCUGACAUGGUAUAAGUAUUGUUAAUAAUGCUAAUAAAUUAAAUUAACACUAAACAAAAGGAUGAUAGCACUAAAAUUAACAAUAACUAUUUUGCCGUGUUUUAUUUAUGAUGAAAUCACCGAAAUCAAUAUUUAUAUAAUUUUAGUGAAUAUUGUAAUGCUAGGAGUCUACCAAAAAUGUGGUAGAACUUUUUUACUUGUAAGUACUAAGGAAUUUGAUGAUACAGGAUUUUUUGAGUGAUGAUAGAUUGAAUCGAAUUCAUCUAUCCAUGUGUUUGCUAUCAGCUAGAUUUAGUAUAUAGCUUAGUCUAAUUAAGCCGAAAGUGUGGAGGUAUUUAUAAAAUAUAAUAUAAGCAAUAAAUUAAUAGUUUUUGAAUAUGUUAAAGUGUGAAAGAAACAGUGGUAGUUUUCCAAUAACAGCGCUAAAGCGCUUAAUGCGGCAUAUUAUAAUAAUAAUAAUAAUAUAGCCCUUAUUCAGAUAGAAUUUACAUAUUAUAUACUUAGAUACUAUCCUUAACUAAUUAUCUAUUACUAUCUGUUUGUCUAUUAACAAAGGCCUCUUCCAACUUCUUCCACUAUUUUCUAUCUUUAGCUUACCUAGACCAUGUUGUGCCUGCUAUUGUCCUAAUUUCGUCUGACCAUCUCCUGUUUUGUCCCCCCCGUUUCUUUUUUAGGUGUCUGGGGUACCAGUCUGUGGAAUGCGGCAUAAUACUCAACUUUGAAAGUUCCAACUGUAGCAUGGCUUCGCACAAUCGAGCAAUUUCAAAAGUACUGGUUUCAUGUGAUGCGUGCAAUCGAUUCCAACUCAGUAGCAGAAAAUUAACUAGUGUUUUUUCUUUAAGUUGGCAUUGAUCGAAAUUUUAUGUAUAUAAUAUCGUUAGUAAUAUUGCUAAAAAAACACUUUAGUUUUGUCGUAGUUUUUUGGAAGCUAUGAAAGUAGUUUUGUGGAAAUAAUAAUAUUUAUUUCAAGUGUGUUAAAAAAAAAUAUAAGCUUGGAUGAAGGUAAAUUACAUUUACCAAUUUUUUUUUAACACUGAACUUAGCGCACUCUAGUGGUGCAUCUGAAAACUAAAUCAUGUUCGCAUUCGUCGAGUCGCAUUAUGCUCUGUAAUUGGAAAACUACCAGUAACUCUUGUGUUGCUCGGGGAUAUUUUUAAUCUGUAGACUUCAUUUGCGGAAAACGCCACAGAUUAAUUUGUUAAAAAGCAGCGUAGAUGUAGUAGCCACCAAUUUUUCAAUGGCAUGUAGGUCCUUAUUCGAAAAGGCGUCUCAAUAGAUACAUAAUCGAUGCUCAACUAUUGUUUUCUUGAGUGACGUAAGAUGACGUAUUCUGGAAUACUUUCUAUCCCUUUUGCCGUUGAUCAAUUUACGGCCGUUUUCAAUAACCUAUCUACCCUUAGUUUAACUUACGGAUACAUUGCUGUCACCGUUUAAUGACAAGAUCUUAUCUAUCCAUAGUUAUAGUCCGAUGCUAUCUGUCAAUAGGUUAUUGAAAUGUAAGUAAGCGUAAAAGGAUAGAUUUGUCUACCUAUAGUAAGUUAAACUAAGGAUUGAUAGGUUAUUGAAAAUGGCCGUUAAACAAUAGCAUUAGCCACAGCCUAGCAAAACUAGAAAAAAGCGAUUUACUCUAUUGUAUGAAACGUGCAGUCAUUGAUAGAUUGAGAGAUGACAUCAAUAAGUCUUGUAAAAAACGGAGAUUGCCGAAAUCCACUACGUUUUAAGCAACUGUUCGCUUUCAAACUUAGCCGGAUUAUACUUCGUCGCCAAUCGCCAUACUGUAAUUACUACUAUUUCAAACUUAUGUCAAAUGACUGCACGUUUCAUACUAAACUAAAUUUUAAUUUUUACUUAGGCAGUCCCGCAUCGUAUUACGUAGUUUUUACAUCCUUUUUGAUUUGCCAUACAACGCUGCGUGUUUAACACAUCUGUCGGCGUUUAAUAAGGCCAGAAUUUAGGAAAUCUCGUGAAGGCAGCUAUAAAAAUUACUAUCCCCUUAUGUAGUAAUAUAUCCUGAAAUAAUCAAUCAUUAUUUUUAAAAUUUAUCGUAAAUGAUCAUUGAAAAUUAAAUUAAAUCAUUUAUGUAUUUAAAUUUUGUCCACUAAUAUACCAUCUAUGCUUUUUUUACAAAUACAAGUAUUGUAAUAUGUAAGUAAAUAUAAUCUAGAACGCAAUUAAGUAAUGGUUCUAUAAGGCUUAGAAGAAUAAAAGUCAGUGCCUACAGUAGAUAUAAAAAUCAAAGUAGGCUUGAUUGUAAUCGUGAUUCGUAUCAUAUGUAACUUUUAACGAAAUUAAAUUGUAGCUUUUCAGUAAAUAAAUUCGAGGUUUAGGCAUUUGUAUAGGACCCUAGUUGCCAUAGCAGAAGUAUAAAUAUUCAAUUAGUUUAGUUUUAGGUUAAGUAGAUUAUCUUAGUAAAAUAACAAUUAGACAAUUAAUUCAGCUGGAAAGCAAUAAAUUGUUUUGUAUUGGUAGUAAUUAAUGACAAGCCUAAUGGUUUUAAGCCUUCUCGAGUGUAAAUUCCGCUAAGAUUCAUGUUCAAUCAAUUCGAAACGUAUUUCGCCUCUACAUGAGGCAUCCUCAGGAGAUUUUGACUUGCCAAAUUCUGACACGGGACUAAAUAGAAAGAGCCUCUUGUAUAUCCUCGUCCCUUGAAUUAGCGCGCUGUGAUUGGUCGGCUGUUGUGACGUAUUACUCCCGGGAGAGAUACGUAACAAUGGUGAAGAGAAUUAUCUUUCUUUCGACUUGUCCCCAAUACACUUAUUAAUUUAUUAAAUAUUUCAUGUAACACUAAUUCAAUGCGAGUACAAAAUUAAGGUUCAAAUAGCUGUUCUAAUAUAUUGCAUUUUUGCAUGUACACUAGAUGAAUAACCACACCUCUUUUACGCAGGAGAAAGAAACCCUAAUGCCCUAAAUGUGAUAUGAAUUUGGUACCUCUAAAGCGAUUUGUAUUCGUAACUUUGAAUUUGAUGGGAAUAUUUUUGUACAGUUUGUUCACAUUAAGACAUUGCAUUUCACAUUCUAAUUAUAAAUUUAUACAGUAUAUUGUUUAAAUAUCUAAACAUUCUUUUCAUCGAUGUAUUUUUCGAAGUGAACUCGUACUGAAAGGUGUAGUACCAAACUCAAUAUUAUUUUUUUAUUUUUGGAGACUAACAAUGUUGUAAAACCAUUUAUAUUACCUACAAUUGUAAUAGGUGCUAUGGCAGCUAUAUAGACAUAUUAGGGCUUACACAGUAAUCUCUAUUGGGAAUUAAACCCUUAAAACAAAAUGGCGCUCUUAUUUGGGCGAAGUGCUUGUAACGUUAUCAUUAUAGUAAUAAUUUUAGUACCUAUAUUAAUUUAAACAAAUUUACCAAAAUGUUGCCUCGCUUAAGUUACGUUAUUUUGAUUUUUGUAAAUAUAUUAUAUUAUAUAAGUGUGCUUUGGCAUAAUAAUAUGUUUAAAUCAAUAUUUACAACAGAAAUAAACUUUUCGCCCAAUU
Molecule: messenger RNA, 8766 nt
Organism: Leptidea sinapis
Lineage: Eukaryota; Metazoa; Arthropoda; Insecta; Lepidoptera; Pieridae
Product: arf-GAP with dual PH domain-containing protein 1-like
Exons: 8
Coding region: 84-1331 (415 amino acids)
Biological process (GO): positive regulation of GTPase activity
Cellular component (GO): intracellular membrane-bounded organelle; plasma membrane
Molecular function (GO): phosphatidylinositol bisphosphate binding; GTPase activator activity
Source: RefSeq, a predicted model, not a curated record